UGCCUAAGCAGAAAGAGAGACAGGCUCCUUACCCACACAAUACUUUGAUUGACUUCGCAAGCAAUUCAGAAAUUACCUCCAACGGACAUCGACGGGAAAGCAUAGUAGAAAAAAAUGGUUGCAAUGGAGCCACGAUCUGAUGAGGUACUGCACCUCCAAGCAGAACUGGAUGCAGCCUACGAUAUUAUCAGUGAGAUGGACUUUGAUCUGGACGAUGUCGAUAUAUUGAAAAUUCAAAACCAAUGGCUGCGCGAUGAACUGAAAGAAUUGAAAGAAAAAUCAGGAUGGGAAGAUCUUGGAGAUGUAUCACACAGAAACAUAGGGGAGCGGCAAUCUGAUCGACAUAAGCGUCGCAGAUAUAGACUGAAUGUGGCCCGCGGCAUGCAUGGACAGAGUCUGAAAAAUCUAGCACUAGAGCGACGAUAUGGACGGCAAUGGGAUGGAUCGGUUAUAGGGGAACUACUCCGAUGCUGCAGGGCGGGAGCGGCUGAGAAUUGAAUUUUUAUAUUAUUUACUAUGCACAUUCGCACAAUUAUAGACAUUCGACAG
This is a messenger RNA of Drosophila miranda, 549 nucleotides long. RefSeq lists its product as uncharacterized. Bases 115 to 498 code for a protein of 127 amino acids. The record is from RefSeq and is a predicted model, not a curated record. The transcript is spliced from 2 exons. Lineage: Eukaryota; Metazoa; Arthropoda; Insecta; Diptera; Drosophilidae.